AUGGGUAGAGUACUAAACCGUCCAACCUUCUUUUGGGUACCAGAGUUUGUCAUAAACACUGUUUUCGGAAGAGAAAUGGCAACUGAAACAAUCCUUAGUAGUCAAAGAGUUUUACCAAACAAAUUGAUGGACUAUGGAUAUCAAUUUGUAGAUACUGAUCUUGAAAAAACUUUAAGAAAACAACUUUCAAGAUAA
This is a messenger RNA of Heterostelium album PN500, 195 nucleotides long. RefSeq lists its product as uncharacterized. NCBI's taxonomy places the organism in Eukaryota, Evosea, Eumycetozoa, Acytosteliales, Acytosteliaceae. The record is from RefSeq and is a predicted model, not a curated record. The transcript is spliced from 2 exons. Bases 1 to 195 code for a protein of 64 amino acids.